AUGGGACCUCUGCUGGGAUUGGUGUUUCUGCUUCUCAUCCAAGGACAAUGCUGCCUGGACUGCACUGUCCCCAGUGCUCAGCAGUGGCUGGUUACAGGGCUCCAGACUCAGCUAGAAAAUGGCGUGAAGCAGCAGAGUUCACCCAGUCCAAGCGUUGUGAUGGCUUUGAACCUGGCUGGGGGUCGAGAUUCCACAGCAACAAAGCGGUUGAUCCAGGAUAUCAAGGGUAUAAAAGACAUGACCUCUGGCAAAGUGGCGCUUUACGUCCUAUCUCUUCAGUCAUUCUGUGUGGAUCCGAAGGAUGUCCCCACAGCAGGGGGACGUGUCAACGUGGUCAGUGCCUUGGAAGAGAAAACCAAUGAAGAGAUCAAACAUUACUAUGACACUGGAACCCCCAAGACUACCAACUAUCAACUGGCUCUAGAUAUCCUGGCCCUGUGUGUGGAAAAAAGUCCGGAUGCCAAAAAUGCCGCCGCCACCCUCAUUAAGAUCAUAAAAGGCUGCCAGAGCAAGGGCUGCUUCGACGUAGAUACUGCCGCCAUGGUGGCUUUGGCACUGUCUUGUGUGCAUGACGGAAUGAGCAAGGGGAGCAAGAUGGAGGGAGCCAUUACUGAGACGCUACGUGUCAUCACAGCACAAAUCCUUGACUCACAACAGGAGAGUGGCAUCAUUGGAAACAUCUAUAGCACUGGGCUGGCAAUGCAGGCACUCAGUGUUACCACUGAGUUCUACCCUGCUGGGGCAUGGAAAUGCACCAAGACCAUCGAUGAAGUGUUGAGGAAGAUGUAUGAGGGAGCCUUUACUAAUCCUGAGGCGGGUUCUCAAAUUCUGCCUUCUCUAGUGGGCAAAACAUACUUGGAUGUUGCGACUCUGAAUUGCUUCUCAGAUCCUAACAUUACAGUGCACUACACUGUAAUCAAUCAGCUAAUAGGACCCUAUUUCAACUACUCCAUAACAGUGAAGGUGCCCAAGGGCUCCGUACUGCUUGCUGCCUUGGAAGCUGCUCAGCAUGUUAAUCCCACUAUAUUCAGCUUUCAAACAGAAUCAACUUCCUGGGGGCCCAUGGUUAUUUCUAUCCAUGGUGUCAAUGGCAGCAGCGAUGACAAGACCUACUGGCAGUUCUUGAGUGGCGAAAAACCCCUUGACCAAGGUGUUGGCAGCUACAAGCCCACGGACAAUGAACAUAUUGUGGCCAAAUUCAGUACAUACUGAGCAACCAGCUGCCAAUAGGAAGAACUACUUCAAAUAAAUAUUUACCAAAGUAUAGUUCCUGCUCCAGGUUAAAGAGAUGUGUCAGCUUAUUUGAAGAUGCAACAUUCAGCCACGCUGCAUGCUACAUAAGAACAUAUGCACUAUCUUGUAGUUCUGACAAGUUAUAAAUAAAGCAGUUGGA
Podarcis muralis (Common wall lizard) is the source of this 1393-nucleotide messenger RNA. RefSeq names its product cobalamin binding intrinsic factor (gene CBLIF). Gene Ontology annotation, molecular function: cobalamin binding. The record is from RefSeq and is a predicted model, not a curated record. NCBI's taxonomy places the organism in Eukaryota, Metazoa, Chordata, Lepidosauria, Squamata, Lacertidae. Gene Ontology annotation, biological process: cobalamin transport.